CGGCAAAAAAUGGGCUGCUCAUUUCUAAUCCUUGCCAUGCGAAUCUUUUGCUUCAGCGCCAUCAUAGCCCUCGUCCUCUUCUUACUCGGCGCAGGCACUCUAAUUAUUCUCCACAUCUUGAUCAUUGCCAGGGCUUGCCGGCAAGCUCUCAGAAGUCUUGUUAAUGGUGGCGAAGGAUUCGUGGGCACCGGCAACGGGCUGUCUGUCAAAGAACUCGAGAAACUCCCCGGCUUUGAAUUCUCGACGCCGGAAGAGAAGGGGGGCGCCAACUGCUGCGCUGUUUGCUUGGAAAGUUUCGAGUUUGGAGAUCGAUGCCGGCUGUUGCCUGCUUGCCAUCACAGCUUCCAUGCUCGUUGUGUAGAUUGUUGGCUGGUCAGAAGCAGCAUCUGUCCAAUUUGCAGGUGCAGCCAGGUCGCCGGAGGGGCUGGCAAUGAAGUGGUGCCAAGUUCUGAUUAAUUCUUCGUUGGUUGGUAUAAUUUUUUGGAUAUUUAUUAUUGUCUGCAAGGAUCGUGUCUCAGAGUUUAUUGAUGCAUAUG
Phalaenopsis equestris is the source of this 536-nucleotide messenger RNA. Its product is annotated as RING-H2 finger protein ATL74-like. NCBI's taxonomy places the organism in Eukaryota, Viridiplantae, Streptophyta, Magnoliopsida, Asparagales, Orchidaceae. Bases 10 to 456 code for a protein of 148 amino acids. The transcript has a single exon. The record is from RefSeq and is a predicted model, not a curated record.